This is a messenger RNA of Aspergillus homomorphus CBS 101889, 786 nucleotides long. RefSeq lists its product as uncharacterized. The record is from RefSeq and is a predicted model, not a curated record. Lineage: Eukaryota; Fungi; Ascomycota; Eurotiomycetes; Eurotiales; Aspergillaceae. The transcript has 2 exons. The coding region runs from base 97 to 711 and encodes 204 amino acids.
UGCUUUCGUCCAACAGUGUGUUCUACAGCCCUGGCCUUACUAAGUAUCUCCAAUUGAUCGCUGCCUUUCAUCAGACCUACGACAUCACCAGGAGACAUGGCAGCUCAGACCAAUUCGAACCCUAACGCUACCGCGACCUCAGAGCUCCAAUCCUCUCUCCGUGAUCUCGCCCUCACCAACAAAAGUCCCGUCAAAGACAUUGCCCGGCCGUCAAUACUACCCCCAUCCGCUCUUAAGAAGAAAGCUGCGCCGGUGGCAGAUUCGUGGGAAGAUGAAGUAGACGAGGGUGUCUCCGAACCAGAAGAGUCAAGCGACCCGAAGUCUGCCACAAGCUCUAGAGACGAACUGGCCGUGCUAUCGCCGUCGAUCCGUGCCUCCGAAGGCCCUCUCGAUCCGCCGCCUACCCCACUCUCUCCACAAACAUCCUCAACCCUGCCGUGGCCUAGUUACGGUAACGCCGGGCCGGUGCCGCGGUCAUCGGACGCCAAGUCCCCUGUGUCAGGACGACGACCAGAGAAGCAGACGGCGGUAGCGAACAGAAUGAUUGCGGGAGCACUGGGCAUUCGGGCCCCCAAGCGGACGGAGGAGCAGCGUGCCUAUGAUCGGGCUGUGAAGGAACAAGAGAUCAAGAGGAGGAACAGAGAGCGCGAGGAGGCCGCCAAGGUAAAGGAGGAAGAGGAGAAGGCUAAGGCGGCGGUAUGGGAUGCGUGAUUGCUCUUCCAGUUUCCGUUGAUAUAAGGCGUUCUUCUUUGUUAUUAUCAGUCACACAUACUAAACUAAUUGAAC